Molecule: messenger RNA, 1709 nt
Organism: Betta splendens (Siamese fighting fish)
Lineage: Eukaryota; Metazoa; Chordata; Actinopteri; Anabantiformes; Osphronemidae
Product: G-protein coupled receptor 6
Exons: 2
Coding region: 318-1325 (335 amino acids)
Biological process (GO): G protein-coupled receptor signaling pathway
Cellular component (GO): membrane
Molecular function (GO): sphingosine-1-phosphate receptor activity
Source: RefSeq, a predicted model, not a curated record
CGCCCGUUUAAAGCUCUCCUCCCGCGUCCUCGCGACUCGGUCCCCUCUCGUCCGCCCUCGUCCUCGGCGCGUUCACCUUCCUCACCGGGCUGAACACCGGCCAAUGCUUCACGCCACCUCUGCCCUGCGUGUCUGUCCCACGCGUGGGAAGCACAGCAAGACCAAGGGCUUCACCUGAGACGGACCACGGGAGCGCGUUCCUCCAUUUAUUUCUAGUUCUACAUUUCUUUUUCCCGUCGGACGAGGCUGUGAAUUCAGCGACGACAUCAGCUCAGACCGUUUUGUCACGGAGGACGAAGGGACGACAGCGUGGAGAUAUGAACGAGUCGCUGGUGGUGAAUGACUCCUCUGCUACUCCUGUGCCUGCAGAGGGUCUGACAUGGAUGGAAGUGGAGUCUCCAGAGCACAACGGCAGCCUGGAGUUCUCCACCGCCCCGCUGGAGUUCCCCGUCAACCCGUGGGACAUCAUGCUCUGCAUGUCCGGCACUGUCAUCACCUGUGAAAACGCUAUAGUGGUAGCGAUCAUCUUCUACACGCCCACGCUGAGGACUCCCAUGUUUGUUCUGAUCGGGAGCCUGGCCACAGCCGACCUUCUGGCCGGAAUGGGAUUAAUCCUGAACUUUGUGUUCCAGUACGUGAUCUCGUCCGAGACCAUCAGCCUCAUCACUGUCGGCUUCCUGGUGGCCUCCUUCACUGCCUCCAUCAGCAGCCUCCUGGCUAUAACAGUGGACCGCUACUUCUCUCUCUACAACGCUCUGACGUACUUCUCGGAGAAGACGCUGCAGUACGUCCACCUGAUGCUCGUCGGAACCUGGGGGGUGUCUCUGUUCCUGGGGCUGCUGCCGGUGCUCGGCUGGAACUGCCUGGACGAGCCGGCCUCCUGCAGCAUCGUCCGGCCCCUGACCCGCAGCAACGUCACCCUGCUGGCGACCUCCUUCUUCGCCAUCUUCGUGCUCAUGCUCACCCUUUACUUCAAAAUCUGCAAGAUCGUGUGCCGCCACGCGCACCAGAUCGCCCUGCAGCAGCACUUUUUCGCCACGUCCCACUACGUCGCCACCAAGAAGGGGGUGUCCACGCUCGCCAUCAUCCUGGGCACGUUCGGCGCCAGCUGGCUGCCCUUCGCCAUCUACUGCCUGGUGGGCGAGCGGGAGUACCCGUCGGUGUACACGUACGCGACGCUGCUUCCAGCCACCUACAACUCCAUGAUCAACCCCAUCAUCUACGCCUACAGAAACGCGGAGAUCCAGCGCUCCAUCUACAUGCUUCUCUGCGGCUGCUUUCAGGCCAACGGCUCCUACCGCUCCAGGUCACCCAGCGAGGUCUAACGAGGUGCUAUAGGGCUGCGCGCGUGAGGAAACCAAGGGCAAAAACACACGACAAUCUGCUCACGGCUGACAGUGAAUGGACCCAAACACUGAAGGUUUCUCAUGCAUACUAUAUCUGCACUUUACUAUGUCUCAACACAAGUUAGGAGGAGAUUUUGGGAAUGCUGUGAACAAAAAAUAGACAAAACAAACCUGUGAAUGUAUCUAAGUGAGAAAAGGUCAUGGAAAAUCUUGCACUUUAUGUUUUUUGAAAUGCCAAAGCAGUAUUGUAUAGCCCUUACUGUGUUUAAAUGUCUAAAUGUACCCUGUGCCAUUUUUAUAUUUUGUAUUGUAUUCGUCUUUGAUGGAAUUUUCUACGAGAGGAAUAAAGAGAAUUCAAUCCUC